AGCAAUGAUCGAAGUCGGUUUGUGGGGGGAGAGAGAAGGUAGAGAAAUCGAGAAAAGAAAAAGCAUUACAACCAGAGAAUACCCAAACCCAAAACCAAAGAAAUUUUACUCUUUUCUUUUUUCAUUUCUGCCUUCCACUUCUUAUCAUCAAUUCUUCCUUUUCUUCAAAGAUUCAUUCUUUUCUUUCUUUAUAUUUCAUGAAACAAAAUAUUUGAUUUUCAUUUUGAUUUUAUCUCAGCUAAUUAAGUUGCUGGGUUUUCUUUUUUCUUCCUAAUCUUUCUUUUUACAUGAGGAGAGGAAGAGGUUCCGCCGCCGGCGCAUCGGCGAUGGUGGAACCGAACGGAUCUGUGCCUGUUACUCAACAAAACAACAUAAAUGGAAAGGAACCCAGAUAUAGAGGAGUUCGUAAACGUCCAUGGGGCAGAUUCGCCGCAGAAAUCAGAGAUCCGUGGAAGAAAACCCGAGUCUGGCUCGGCACUUUUGACUCCGCCGAAGAUGCAGCUCGUGCCUACGACACCGCCGCUCUCAACCUCCGUGGGCCGAAGGCGAAAACUAAUUUUCCGUUAAAUAAUAUAGAGCUACCUCCUUUCGCAUACCAAAACCCUCCGCCGUCGCAUGCUUUUCAGGCGAGUCAUGGGUACGACGGACAUCAUAUUCAUCAUCCUGAUGUAAAUCCGCAGAGACCCGCGUCGAGUAACUUGAGUAGUACUGUAGAGUCAUUCAGCGGACCCAGACCGCCGCCGCAGACCGCCGCGUCUGCGGCGGUUGAAAGUAGAAAGAAACAGAGACAUCAUCCUCGGACUCCGCCGGUGGUGCCGGAAGAUUGUCAUAGUGAUUGUGAUUCAUCGUCAUCGGUUGUUGACGACGGAGAUAUUGCUUCGGCUUCUUCUUCUUUAAGUUGCCGGAAGGUUUUGCCGUUUGAUCUGAAUUUUCCACCUCAGGUUGACUUUUCCGGUGAAGAUCUUCACUGCACUGCUUUAUGUCUUUAAAAAAAUUACAUUUUUUUCUUAAUUAUGCGGAUUAUAAAGAAAAAUAGAUUAGAUUAAGAUAAAAAUGAUCUUAAUCCUGUUGUAUGAGUAUGUUACACUUUAUUUGGUUUGAUGAUGAUGAGAAAUUAAUUUCUAUAAUUUGUUUCCGUUAAGUUGUUGAUGAUCUUUGUUAAUUUGAUGGAUUAUUGAACUAGUUGUUAUAGUUAUAGAUCACCCUUUGUAAAAUUUAGAAGUAAUUUAAUUCUAUUCGUAGUAUGCACCAAUAUUGGUGCAUUACAAGUAGAUUGUUUGUUGUGACUACAAAUUACAAAAUGUAGAAUACUUCUCUAUGUAAUAGACUUUCAAAAUGUUGGAAUUGAUAUUGUUAACAUUAGAGGUGUUUUCUUCUUGUUAA
This is a messenger RNA of Mercurialis annua (annual mercury), 1383 nucleotides long. RefSeq names its product ethylene-responsive transcription factor 3-like. The record is from RefSeq and is a predicted model, not a curated record. The transcript has a single exon. NCBI's taxonomy places the organism in Eukaryota, Viridiplantae, Streptophyta, Magnoliopsida, Malpighiales, Euphorbiaceae. Gene Ontology annotation, biological process: regulation of DNA-templated transcription. The coding region runs from base 288 to 989 and encodes 233 amino acids. Gene Ontology annotation, molecular function: DNA-binding transcription factor activity; DNA binding.